Molecule: messenger RNA, 637 nt
Organism: Poecile atricapillus (Black-capped chickadee)
Lineage: Eukaryota; Metazoa; Chordata; Aves; Passeriformes; Paridae
Product: zinc finger protein 664-like
Exons: 3
Coding region: 1-441 (146 amino acids)
Source: RefSeq, a predicted model, not a curated record
AUGUGGGAAGAGCUUCAUGGGGAAAGACCCUAUGAGUGUGGGAAAUGUGGGAAGAGCUUCAGAGAUACCUCUGACCUGAUGAAACACCAGGUGAUCCACACAGGGGAACGGCCCUACACCUGCUUGGAAUGUGGGAAGAGCUUUGGGUGGAGUUCCAAUCUGAGGAAACACCAGCGCAUCCACACCAGGGAGAGGCCCUACAAGUGUCCCAAGUGCGGGAAGAGUUUUCGGACCAGCUCCCAUGUCCUCCUACAUGAGCGGAUUCACACAGAGGAGAGGCCCUUCCGCUGCCCCGACUGCGGGAAGGGCUUCAAGCACAGUUCCCACCUCACCGUCCACCGGCGCAUCCACAGUGGGGAGAGGCCCUACGAGUGUCCCCAGUGUGGGAAGAGCUUCUCCAGGGGCUAUCACUUGACCCAACACCAACGGAGGCACCAGUAAGGGAAGCCCUGCGAGUGCCCCGAGUGCAGGAAGAGCUUCGUGCGCUGCUCCAGCUCCAUCCCCCAUGGGAGGAUCGGCGUUGGAUGAUCCCCAGUGACCCCAACCGGUCUGAAGAUUCUCUCAUCUGUCUCACAGCCAUCUCAAGGACAGAGACUGAGACCCUGAAUAUCACAAGGGACUUGGCUUGGGGGUUUGG